AUGCCAACCCUCACCGUAUCUCGCAUCAAGGCCUUGACCCAAGGCUCAAGCCAGUCGUUCCUCGACGCCUGGCUCAACGUGGCCAACUCGCCCGAGGCCAUGCGCCUAGACGGCGAAGACACCUGGCUAUCGCGACUCAAGGCCUCCCGCCGAGGCACCAAGAAGAUUGUGUUUUACGGCAUCGAGAUGUGGGUGGACUUGUACCCCGACAUCUUUGAUCGCAAAGAGGACUUUUCAUCUUUCCACGUUCCGGGCCUCACCAACAUCGACACCAACGUCACGAGGCACCUGCCCGAUGAGCUUGCGCGGGACGAUUGGGCGGCGCUCGUUCUGCACUAUCUCGGCCUCGACUGCAUCGCCCACAUGGGAGGGCCGAGAUCCGCUCACAUGCGGCCCAAGCAGUUGGAAAUGGACUCGGUGGUCGAAUCCAUCUACAGGACCUUGGAGACGGAGGCGCACAUGGAGGGCACGCUGCUUGUUCUCCUCGGCGACCACGGCAUGACGGCGCAGGGAAACCACGGCGGCCGCCUCCCCGAGGAGCUGGCCGCCGCCACCGUCUUUAUAUCGCCGAGGCUGCAGGGCACGACGUCGAUACGGCGAGACUCGCCCCUGGCAACAGCACAAGACUACCUGUACUACUCUACCGUGAACCAGAUUGAUAUUGUGCCCUCUCUUUCGGGGCUCCUGGGGUUUCCGAUACCUGAAAGAAACGCGGGAGUAUUCAUCCCCGAGCUUUUGCCUGCGUUGGGAGACGGCGACGCAGCGGCCGAAUUUUUGGUAGAAAAUGCCAGGCAGCUUCGCCACGCCCUUGGCUCUUCCAUGCAGCAUCUUGACUCAAACUCCAACCUGUCUAGACAAGACGGAAGCUACACAGACUGUGAGGAGUAUGGCAGCGAGCUAGGACGAGCCAUGUGCCUCUGGGACGUUGUAGUAGAGGCUGAGAAGAAUUGGCAGAUUGCGCCGAGCGCUGAAGCCAGAGAAAUAUUGAAGAGUUCCAUCUACAAGGCAUGUGUCAAGUCAAACUACCUACGAUGCCCCCUUCUUUACGUUUUCCCUUGA
Messenger RNA from Metarhizium robertsii ARSEF 23, 1059 nucleotides. Its product is annotated as transferase. NCBI's taxonomy places the organism in Eukaryota, Fungi, Ascomycota, Sordariomycetes, Hypocreales, Clavicipitaceae. The transcript has a single exon. The record is from RefSeq and is a predicted model, not a curated record. Bases 1 to 1059 code for a protein of 352 amino acids. Gene Ontology annotation, biological process: GPI anchor biosynthetic process. Gene Ontology annotation, cellular component: endoplasmic reticulum membrane.